ACCAGUUCCGUUCCCGCUCUUUAUAUUGAGUUCUUCACUCGUUGAGUUCUUCACAUUUCAAAUAUCUCUCGCUUUCCCUCUCUUUCUCUAUAUUUCAGCACUUCAUUUAACUUUUCGUCCAGAGAUCGCAGAGAUGCUUGCCGCGCUCAAAUCCGAAGAGUCGAGCCAAUUGCAGCUCGUCGAACGGGAAGACGUUGAGGACGAUGAAGACCUCUUCGAAGCCGUCGACAAAUUGGUUGCUCAAGGUAUUAAUGCCGGAGAUGUAAAGAAGCUUCAGGACGCAGGAAUAUAUACCUGCAAUGGCCUGAUGAUGCACACAAAGAAGCAUCUGACCGGUAUCAAAGGUUUAUCGGAGGCAAAAGUCGACAAGAUCUGUGAAGCUGCUGAGAAAAUCGUGAAUUUUGGUUAUAUCACUGGAAGUGAUGCACUGCUCAAAAGAAAGAGUGUAGUUCGGAUUACAACGGGGAGCCAAGCGCUCGAUGAAUUAUUAGGAGGUGGAAUUGAAACACUGGCAAUUACAGAAGCGUUUGGAGAGUUCCGGUCCGGGAAAACUCAGCUUGCUCAUACUCUCUGUGUUUCCACUCAGCUUCCUACUAACAUGCGUGGAGGCAAUGGUAAAGUUGCUUACAUUGACACAGAAGGAACUUUCCGUCCCGACCGAAUUGUUCCCAUAGCUGAGAGAUUUGGUAUGGACCCCAAUGCUGUACUAGACAAUAUUAUCUAUGCUCGCGCAUACACAUACGAACAUCAGUACAACCUUCUUCUCGGUUUGGCUGCCAAGAUGUCCGAAGAACCAUUUAGACUUCUGAUAGUGGAUUCUAUCAUUGCGCUAUUUCGGGUGGACUUUUCAGGCAGAGGUGAACUGGCAGAGCGCCAACAAAGACUCGGUCAGAUGCUUUCUCGAAUAAUUAAGAUAGCCGAGGAAUUUAAUGUUGCAGUUUAUAUGACAAAUCAAGUUAUAGCUGACCCAGGAGGUGGAGUGUUUGUGACCGAUCCAAAGAAACCUGCCGGAGGGCAUGUACUAGCUCAUGCCGCGACAAUAAGGUUGAUGUUCAGGAAAGGGAAAGGCGAGCAGCGCGUUUGCAAAGUCUUUGACGCCCCAAAUCUGCCAGAGGCUGAAGCAAUAUCCUUAACCAAGGGUUUGUGAGUUAUGAGUCAUUCAACUGGUUGGCUGAAAAAGAAUUUUUGCAAUUCACUAGGAUUUUGUGGUUUUUAAUUUCCCUUAAAUCACUUUAUUUAAACUCAGAAUUUACGUUAACAAUGUGUGAUCAUAUAUUCCAAAUUAAUCGACAAACUUACAAUUGAAGCUUAGGUGCGGAAAAUCAAUGUCAUUGCCUAAUGCAGUUGGAAAUGACGAAAGAGUUGCUUCUAUUGCUUGCAUGUUUUUCUUGACUGUAUCACGUGUUUCAGAUAACCCCAGGGGGCAUUGCAGACGUAAAGGACUAAACACUUACCGCAGGUUGUCCACCGGCAUCAGAGUCAGACAGUACUUUAUCGUAGUAACAUGGUUAACAUUAAUCUGCCUACUAUUUUGUUAGUUUAGUACUGAAUGGUCAGUUGCCAGUCAGCGUUUCCAGCAUAUCCAGUUUCAGAUAUCAAGCCAACUUUGCUUUAGUUAUAUGAAGAUUCCUUUUCUGAAUGCUA
This is a messenger RNA of Prosopis cineraria, 1644 nucleotides long. RefSeq names its product meiotic recombination protein DMC1 homolog. The record is from RefSeq and is a predicted model, not a curated record. NCBI's taxonomy places the organism in Eukaryota, Viridiplantae, Streptophyta, Magnoliopsida, Fabales, Fabaceae. The transcript has 14 exons. Bases 134 to 1147 code for a protein of 337 amino acids. Gene Ontology annotation, biological process: mitotic recombination; chromosome organization involved in meiotic cell cycle; reciprocal meiotic recombination. Gene Ontology annotation, cellular component: nucleus; condensed nuclear chromosome. Gene Ontology annotation, molecular function: DNA strand exchange activity; ATP binding; ATP-dependent DNA damage sensor activity.